CCGCCAUGGCGGCGGUCCCUACAGAUUCCGGCUCGCGGCCUGCCGCGGGCGCCCGGUUUUUCUGCACCGCCGGCCGCGGCCUGGAGCCCUUCCUGAUGCGCGAAGUGCGGGCGCGGCUGGCGGCCACGCAGGUUGAAUAUAUUUCAGGAAAAGUUUUCUUCACCACCUGUUCUGACUUAAAUAUGCUGAAAAAAUUAAAAUCUGCGGAAAGAUUAUUUUUGCUGAUUAAAAAGCAAUUUCCACUUAAUGUUUCUUCUGUAAGUAAAGGAAAAAUAUUAAAUGAAAUAGAGAGACUUAUAAAUGGUGAUCCAGAAAGUUGGUUGAAUACCGUUUCAACUUGGAAAAAUCUUCUUGAACUUGAUGCAAAAGAGGACAAACUUUUUCAAAGAGCUGCUAACCUGCCAAAAAGAAAAGGGGAGGAAAAUGACAUCAAUGCUAAGAAAUUAAAAACAGAACAGUUGCAAGAGUUACAAGAAAAUAGGGAAUGCCAGCCAGAAAAGCAAAUAGAAGAAGAAACACAGGAGCAAGGAGAUUUUCUCACUAAAAGAGAAAAAUCUCAAGAAGCAUUUCAGAACAACGUAGUAAAAGCACCUGAUGCCCAAAACCAGAACAAAUUGACGUUCAGAGUUUCUUGUCGCUGCAGUGGAGUUAUUGCAAAGGCCUUUACUGCACAGGAGGUCGGAAGAGUAACCGGAAUUGCUCUUAUGAAACAGUUUGGAUGGAAAGCAGAUUUGAGGAAUCCAAACUUAGAGAUCUUCUUACAUCUGAAUGACAUUUACUCUGUGGUGGGAAUCCCUGUGUUCAGGGUGCCUUUAGCCAGCAGAGUUUACAUCCGGACGGCAGGCCUGAGGUCUACCGUAGCAUGGGCCAUGGCCACUCUCGCGGACAUUCAGUUUGCCUUGCCAGAACCUAGAGUAAGAAAUGUUCCUCCAAAUGUGACCACCAGCAUCGGGAUGUUAAGGUGUCCUCUGGCUCCGACGGAAACCCGGCUGUCCUCUGAGGGCUCUGCGUCCUCUGUAGACAUAUCAGGGGACCGGGGCCCAGAGGUGGCUGGUGCAUUUGUUUUAGAUCCAAUGUGUGGACUUGGGACAGUACUUUUGGAAGCUGCUAAAGAAUGGCCAGAUGUGUAUUACGUGGGUGCUGACGUCAGUGGCUCACAGUUGCUAGGUGCGUGUGACAAUCUGGAAGCUGCAGGCCUUAAGGAUAAAAUUGAGUUACUUCAAGUCUCUGUUACAGACUUGCCAUUGCCUUCAGAGAGUGUUGAUGUUAUUAUUUCUGACAUUCCAUUUGGGAAAAAGUUUAAGUUAGAGAAAGACAUCAAAAGCAUUCUACAAGAAAUGGAGAGAGUGCUUCACGUUGGCGGAACCAUUGUGCUGUUGCUCAGUGAGGAGCAUCACAGGCGCCUUAAAGAUGGCGAACAGAGAAGCAGCCCUUUGAAUUCCAAGGGCAGCCGCACAGAUGAACCUGAACCUGGAGUCAAAAAGUGCUUGAAUCCUGGAGAAAAAACUGGCAUGUCAGAAACAGUGCCCUCUUCCUUCCAAUCCAGUAACCAGGAGUGCUUGGACAGAAUGCCACCGUUUGGCUCUCUAGUGCCAGUGGAACGCCACAAAGUUAGCCUUGGGAGGACGGAUGCAUUCAUAUGCAAAUACAGGAAGUUGCACUCUUCUGGACUCUAGCAGGCCCCGCUGCUGUAGGCCGGUUCGAGUCCUCCUACAUCAGGUGCGCCUCCCGUGCAGCAGCGGCGCCGUCUUAGGAUCUGGGCGGGGCCGCAGAGUUCCGGCAAAGCAGACGCCCCCGAAAGGCAGGACGCAUGACUGCUGGCCGAGCUCCAGCUCCAUCCUCGGAAGAGCCAAAAGUUGCCAACAAAGACCAGUGAGUGAAUAUUCCCCCUAGAGGACUCACAGACUUGGUAUUCUGUCAGAAUGUGAGAAGCUGUGCCCCGGCAGCACUGGCUCGGAGCAGGAGCUGCAACUUCGAGCACAAAUUUUCAGAGGUUCCGAGAAAGUAGAUUGCACUCAUCACAUCAAAUGUACAAACUUCGAUGUGUUACUUCUUUUGAUAUUAAACUUGAUUCUUAAGCCUGUAAUUUUCUUCCCCAUCGGAAUGAAAAUAAUUUUUAUUUGCAAUACUUUUUAUAUGUCCCAUAUUCUGUAAAACAUUAAUGGGAAUAAUAGCAAUAAGAAUCAAGCCAGUAUCCUCCACCAUGAUAGAAAAUAAAGCUUGCUUUUUUUCUAAAAACAUUAA
This is a messenger RNA of Suricata suricatta (meerkat), 2244 nucleotides long. RefSeq names its product THUMP domain containing 2 (gene THUMPD2). Gene Ontology annotation, biological process: tRNA methylation. Lineage: Eukaryota; Metazoa; Chordata; Mammalia; Carnivora; Herpestidae. Gene Ontology annotation, molecular function: RNA binding; tRNA (guanine) methyltransferase activity. The transcript has 12 exons. The record is from RefSeq and is a predicted model, not a curated record. Bases 6 to 1676 code for a protein of 556 amino acids.